Molecule: messenger RNA, 875 nt
Organism: Ceratosolen solmsi marchali
Lineage: Eukaryota; Metazoa; Arthropoda; Insecta; Hymenoptera; Agaonidae
Exons: 3
Coding region: 1-852 (283 amino acids)
Source: RefSeq, a predicted model, not a curated record
AUGUCGAGUGUCGAUAGCAUACCAGAGGCAGCUUUGAACAAUGCAAUCGAUGAGGUGGAGAUUAAAAUUGAAUAUCCAGAAGUCCACGCUGACCAAGAAGUUAAAAGCAAUUAUUCUACUGUUGAUAACGCGAACAAAAUACAACCACAAACUAUUGUACCUGAUCCGGCAUAUAACUUAUGGACAUCGAAAGCAACUUCUUGUUUAAUAAAUCAAUACAAAAAGUAUCGAUCCAUGGUGGGACAGACAACGCAAUUCAGAAGCCUUCGAGAUAUGUUUGAAACAAUUUCAGUAGAAAUGGAAAAACAUGGCUUUUUUUUCAGCCCACAGAAAUGUGAAAAUAAAUGGAGAGUUUUAGAGCGUAAAUAUAGGAAUUUAGUACUAAGAGAGAUGAUGAAGAAUCCUGGCAGGAUGAAACACUACGGGCAUUGGGAGCACAAAAGAGCGCUAGAUGAAAUCUUUUCUGAGAAACGAAAGUCUGUUUACUUACAAGAAAGCGAAUAUCCUCCAGUAAAUGGAUCGACCAAACAGUGUACGGAGAAAACAACGCAUUUAUCAAAUGUCGAAUUAAACGAGGACCCUUUAGCAAUGGCAAGUAUACCGGCUUCGAAAAACAUAGAACUAUCAAAAGAGCCGAUCGUUGCAUAUUUAGACAAAUUUUUUAUCGAAUUUAAAAAUCAUUUUGACACUGCCGAGAAAAAUAAAGAGAGAAGACACGUAGAGAAAAUGGCAAUACGUGAAAAUGAACUCAAGGUACAAGAGAGACUAUUAAAAAUAAAGGAACAAAAAUUAGAAAUAGAAAAGAAAAAAAUAAUCGCCAUGGCACAGAGUGUUCACAUGAUUAUGGAAUAAUAAUAAUGUUAAUUACUUUUACA